This is a messenger RNA of Auanema sp. JU1783, 1155 nucleotides long. The record is from the annotation of a GenBank genome assembly. Lineage: Eukaryota; Metazoa; Nematoda; Chromadorea; Rhabditida; Rhabditidae.
AUGUUGGAUGAAUACGAUUCAGAGCUGCAAGAAAUCAAUAAGGAACGUCGGAGGCUGACUCAUAGCACAGCUUCAUCUGUCGAUUCUCAAUCCAGUCAUUCUCGACGUAGAAACGUUCCUAUGAUGUAUCAGAUGUAUGAAAGCCAGUAUGAUGAUCUACGUGGAACAGUGUAUGGUCCAACAUCCCCCGAGUUUCAUCCCGUUCAAGCAUGUGAAGUUUUGAAGAAAUCUUUCAGUGGCUUAGAAACAAAAGAUCAAGUCAUAAUCCAUACUAUACUUUUUCAUGAUAACUUCCAGAGACAAAAAAUAAUGAAUGCUUAUGAAGAUUUAUAUGGAAAAAGUCUAUUAGAUGAUUUGGAAGAGGAAUGCGGGGGUUAUUUUCUAGAAAUGGUGCAAGCUCUUCUCCGGCCGGCUCAUCACUAUGAUUCUCACAACUUAUACAAAUCCAUCUCGAACAGAUACGGAGAUCGCUCAGUGGCCAUCGAGAUUGCCUGUACGAGAUCAGCUCGGCAACUGCGAGUGAUUCGGGAGACAUACGCAGCAGAUUACAAAAAAUCCCUAGAAAAAGACAUAUCAGUGAAGGUGGAAGGGUCAGUGGGUCGGAUAUUGACUUUGUUGCUUACGAAACCUCGCGAAGAACCAGGAAAAAAGCUUUCAGAGGAGUUGAUAAAUGAGCACGUAGAAAUCUUCAUGAAAAACUCUAUUGAAGAAAUAGCGAAAAAUAUAAGCUUUUUCGAAAGUCUAUUCAUUGGUAAUUCUUGGAAACACAUGGCUGCCGUUUUUGAUAAAGUGGACGAACGGAAAAAAGAAGAUAAAGACCUUGAGACCGUGAUUCGACGUAACAAAACAGUGCAUUCGGAAAUAAAAAUGAUAAUGUUGACUUGUGUCAGAGCAUCAAGGAACAUGCAGUUGUACUUUGCGGAAAAACUCAGGGCUGCCAUGAGUGGAGAACGGCCAGAUCAUUCGACUAUCAUACGGAUUUGCGUGAGUCGAAGCGAGAUGGACUUGUUCGAUAUAUGCGAAGAGUACAAGAGGAAGUAUCACAGAGCUCUUGAAUAUGAUAUACAGCAAACAUGUUCCGGAGAAUAUCUCCGCCUGAUAAUUUCUCUUUUGUCUGGUUCUUCUAACAACAACAACAACACUAUAUAUCCAUAA